UCAGCAUUAGACUUGUACGUACGUGAAAGUGUAGGCAACAGUGCUGUGGCUCGUGACCUGCCACUACAACACUGCCAUGGAGGAGACAGUGUCACUGGGAGAAAAGAGGGCUCAAUCGGAGGAACCUCAGCCAACCACAAGUAGCAUGGAGGUAGCCCUACCACCAACACCAAAGAGACCAAGGGUCAAUGAAGCUGGGGAGCGCAGAAACACAAGUUGAUGUGACAGACUGUGUUCUUCGACAAAGUAUGGAUAUGAUAUAUUAUCUAGACACCAGUGAAGUUCUCAAAGCCAGCCUCAUUCCAAUCCUGACAUUCUUGACAAACGAUGAAACAGAGAAACUGGAACACCUUAUGGAUCUGGAAAUACCAACAGAAAGGAUUGUCAGACGGCUCAUCCAAUUUAUCAAGCGUCAAGAGGGAGACAAGAGAGACAGUGCCUGCAGAAAGUUGGUUGCCUGUGUCAUACUGACGAAAGAAAAUCAUCUUGGUCACGUGGAUCUCGAUGAGAUAUUCAGUGAACAACUGCCAGACCACGAACACAGUUGCAUCCAGCAACUUGUGAGUGAAGCCAAGAGCACCCAAAAGCCAUUGGCACCUGAGAAGCCUGUCCCAUUCAUAAAAAUAGAAGGCAUUCUGUGUGAAAGUUUCAGUGAUACUGAGAGGGUCUUGUGGGAAUUUUUCAGUAUUGGGGACUAUAGGAAACUAGAAGACAAAGUAAUUGAGGUGUUUGGCGACCCCACACUAAAGGCUGAAACCGAUUGCCACAUUGUUGCAAUGUGGUUCAAGUCACUCAUCGUGAUGCACAAGUACGGGGAGUAUUCCAGGGCCAUUGAAGUUUUGAACGAUGCCCUGGAAUUGUGCGGGGACAUGAACUGCGUCAACAGGACGAUAUUAGAGGGCCGAAUCUAUCAGCGUAUGUCACAGAACCACCUCAUGCUGGGACGGAAGCACGUGGCAAUGCUGUGUUUCGAGCAGGCAAAGGACAGACUCCAGAUGGUGGGGAUCGGCUACGACAAAGCCAACAUGUUCUGCAGGGAAGCAAAGAUUCUGAGCGCACAGGAAACAGAGUCCAGAGUGAAGAUCGAAAAAAUGUACGAGAAUGCCCUGUGUGUCUUGAAGCGAGACGAUCCAUAUUUCCUUGCAAGUUUUCCAUCCAUAACACUAUCAAAGGCCGCCUUUUAUCUCAGAGUGUCGUUUGGCUCCAAAGCAGGGAGUCAUAUGCCACAGGUAGACACCGCUGACAUCCGAAAAGCCGAAGAAACUCUUGCAACUGUCAACGAGAGCAAGCACAUACUUCUCGAGAUGCGGCAAUUUGAGUAUAGUUUCCUUCGUGCGGAACUGUACCGACUGCGAGGAAGGGAGAGGGAGGCCAGAGAGCUGUUUCGGGAGCUGACGUCCACCCCAGGCAGCUCUAAGGUUGAAAACAUUUUGUCCCUUGCCUGAACAGAGACUAAAGAGCAUUGAUGGACUGCCGUGAUCAUCUUCCACUCCAAACUUCUCCAUCAACAGUGGUAUAUCGAGCUUACCACUGACCAGGCUGUUGAGUGUGCUGUGUAUAAUGUAGGGAACUUAUAUGACCCUCCAUCUAAUUUACAUUUCCCCUUCUUUUUUUCAUGUUUAGCUGCAAAAUGCAAAUUGGAUGCGUUGAUGUGCAUGCUCUACGGCUUCCAGGAAUCUGCUAACGUUCUUUCUGGGUGUAUCAAGGGCACUGAUAUUACCUUUGCAGUCCCAUUAGUGUCCACACCCACACAAAUUCAUUACCUAAGGGAUAUAACUCACCUUCAACUUGACGGCGUUGCGUUGUUUGAGCUGCUCCAGGUCUUCCUGUAGUUUGUCCACCACCUGGACCUGUUUCCUGCGCAGGCUCUCUGCCUCUCUGGCCUUGGAGUACAGGCCAUGCUCCCUGGCCUCGUACUGAUUCACCACUC
Messenger RNA from Geodia barretti, 1930 nucleotides. Lineage: Eukaryota; Metazoa; Porifera; Demospongiae; Tetractinellida; Geodiidae. The record is from the annotation of a GenBank genome assembly.